AUGUGUGAAUGGCUCUCUCGCGAAGAAUGGUGCGACGUAUAUUUGCAAUGCGACGGUCAUGUAUUCAGAACUCAUCGUGCAGUUUUAGCAAGUGUCAGCAAUUUCCUAAGGGAAGCACUUCUGUCAUAUUCAAUAGAAGAAACGCCAAUUUUUAUAGUUUUACCAGAGUUCGAUCGCAAUUGUGUAUCUUCAAUGCUAUAUUAUAUUUACAAUGGCGAAGUUACUAUUCAAAGGAGCCAAUUGAAGAUGUUUUUAGAAAUCAUAAACGCGAUGCAAAUUUUUAUCGACCACAAGUAUUUGUUAAAUAUUAGCGACCUUAUGAAAGAUGAUGAUUUCAAUAUACAGUGUCAUAAAGGUGACUUACAAAGUAGCGCACAUGUUGUGAUAACCGAUAAAGAAAAUAAAGAGUGCACAGAGUUAAAGACAAGAGAAGAUUUAACUGAAAGUUCAUACAAUACAAUAUGGGAAAAUAAUCAUUUUAUCAAGGAUAUGCCACGGAGUAUGACUUAUUUAAACGAAAGUUUCUCCAACUAUCUAAAAUCUUUACACGAUCACCGACAAAGGCAAUCAUUUUGUCGAGAUUUAUUUAUUGAGACAUGUCGUCUAAACGGUAACAGUAACGGUGAUGUGGAAGACGCGUUGGAAAUAACAAAUGAAUAUUAUCGUGUACCGACAUCUCGUCACUUAACGAAUGCUAAUGCAGGAUAUCUUGGAACUAACUAUAUUGUCACGAAAAAUUCUCACAUAAAAGAGGCUGAGAUUAUCUCUACAUUUAAAUUAAACCAAAGACAAUCGAAUAAUUUUUCUCUGUUGGCCUCGAUGACUCAUAAUUUUUCGGAAAAAAAUCAAAAUAUUUCGAACAGGGAUAAAAUAUUUGAUCCGACGAAAUUAUCAGAUACACCGCAUGCACAAAGUUUAACGAUUGAUAAGGGAACAAAAAGAAAUCAUGAGAAUUCUAUUUCUAGAAUUACAAUCUUAAAUGAAGUAAUGCAGAGCCCUUGGAGACCAAUAAUACCGAAUAGCUAUAGGCCUUUACGUAAGAAUAUCAAUAAUAAUUUACCUGCGCUUAGUAAACCAACAGAACUUUUUAAGAUUUUUUCUGAUAGCGAAUCGUCGGAAUCACAUGAAAAACAGCAUUCACGAUAUAAAUGUAUAGAGUGUCACAAAUCAUUUUCACAAUUACGGAACUUUAAGUACCACAUGUCAAUUCAUCGCGGAACAAAGGAGUUUGCUACAACAUGUCCCGUAUGUGGGAAAUAUUUCAACGACAAGGGAUAUCUGAGUAGUCAUAUGAAAAUUCAUAAAAAUCGUAAGGAGUACAAGUGCUCUAUCUGUCCAAAAUCAUUUAAUCAAAGAGUUGCAUACAACAUGCAUAUGAGAAUUCAUACAGGUGUGAAGCCGCACGUGUGUGAGGAAUGCGGGAAAGCAUUUUCUCGCAAGAUGCUGCUGAAGCAACACCUCCGCACGCACAGCGGCGAGCGCCCGCACGCGUGCUCGCGCUGCGGCAAGCGCUUUGCGGACCGAUCAAAUAUGACCCUGCACUUGAGAUUGCAUACAGGAGUUAAGCCAUUCGAAUGCUCUGUUUGUUCCAAAUCGUUUACAAAGAAACAUCAUUUAAAGUCGCAUCUGAACUUUCACACAGGAGAGAAACCCUACUCGUGUCCGCGAUGCAAGCUAGCCUUCACACAGUCAUCUAAUAUGAGGACACAUUUAAAAAAAUGCACUGCCUCU
Molecule: messenger RNA, 1731 nt
Organism: Brenthis ino (lesser marbled fritillary)
Lineage: Eukaryota; Metazoa; Arthropoda; Insecta; Lepidoptera; Nymphalidae
Source: the annotation of a GenBank genome assembly